This is a messenger RNA of Vanderwaltozyma polyspora DSM 70294, 2874 nucleotides long. RefSeq lists its product as uncharacterized. The record is from RefSeq and is a predicted model, not a curated record. The transcript has a single exon. Gene Ontology annotation, cellular component: cell surface. NCBI's taxonomy places the organism in Eukaryota, Fungi, Ascomycota, Saccharomycetes, Saccharomycetales, Saccharomycetaceae. The coding region runs from base 1 to 2874 and encodes 957 amino acids. Gene Ontology annotation, molecular function: endo-1,3(4)-beta-glucanase activity; glucan endo-1,3-beta-D-glucosidase activity.
AUGAAUUACAAUAAUAGACCUAUCCCAAAAAUUACUAUUGAGAAUAUAGAUUUAAGUAACCCACCUCCUUAUUCCGAGACAGAUCCAAAUACCGACCGUAAUAACAAUAAUACUCAAGAAUCACAAUCACAACUUCCGCCGAGGAUACCACAAAGACCCCACAGAAGUAUAUCCCGACAAAGUCGUACACCCCAUAGAAGCAAUAGUUUUGCUUCAAUUCAUUCAAGUCCGGCAACCCCAAUUUCAAGAAAUAACUCUCUAUACUCAAGAAAACCUCCUUUACCUCCAAGAUCCCCUUCACUUCGAAGUUAUAAUUCUAAUAAUGAUCAAUUUUUAGAACAAGAGAAUCCACCUACUCUGCCGAAAAGACCCUCAAGUAGAGGAUCAUAUAAAAUGCAAGAUGUUCUGAACAGUAAUAAUUAUAAUCAAUUUUGUUCUGCUCAACAAGAAUUUCAGUCUGGACCCAAACUUCCUAAAAGACCACCUUGUUUAAUAAAAAGAAAAAUGGUAGAAAGUGAAGAAAUUACUGAUACCGUUAAUAUUGAAACCGUCGACAAUGUCGAUUCUUAUAAAUCUGAACCAAUUGAAACUGAAACUUUAGAAAUUAUUUCCGAUGAUUCUGCCGCUCAAAGUCCAGAAGCCGUGUCACAAGAACAGCCUAUUGAUGAAAAAGCAGAAUGUGAACCAGAACCAGCACCUGUUGCAGAAUUGCAACCAGGUACUGAAACAUUAGAUGAAACUGAAAAAAUAAUAGAAAUGAUGGAAACUUUUGAAAUUGAGCAAGAUAUUUUCCAACAAACUUUACCAAUUGGCCCACCUCCAGCAAUUUUUCCACAUACUGUACAUCCAGUUAGUCCACCAAUUAUUACUCCAUCCGGUUUGCCAAUUGAAACAAAUAAAUUUUAUGGAAAUUUAUUGUUAGCAUCUCAAACUUUACCAACAUGGACACAUCCUUAUUCUGUUUGGGUUGCAAAAGAUCCUUCUCAAUUCGGUUUGGCUGUCUCUUAUGUUCCAUCUUCUCAAAAAGUGUUCGCACCAGGCGUACCACCUGAAUUCUAUUUUAGUCCAGUUGGUAUUAAAUCUCUUGUUUUUGGUGCUACCGAAUUUUCUACAGCAGCUGAUAUGACAUUAGUAUUGAAAAAUCCAAAGCAUAUGUCAGUGCAAUUACAAAUUCAAAAAUCCAGUACCUCAUAUUUUGUAGCUCCACUGGUCCAAGGUAUGGGUUUUGUUACCGCGGUAUAUUCUAAUAUGACCCCUGUUGUUACUUCAGGUGUCGGUUUCGUUAGUUUGACCAAACUAACUUCAGUGAAACCUUUUCAACAAAAGUAUUCGGUUUUGUUGCAAAACCAAGUAAUCUGGACCUUGUACUUAACUGUAGAAUCAGGGCAAACAGUUAAUUUGACUUUGACUGACCCUAAUACCAUCAAAGCCAAUGCUAAAUUAUCCAAGGCAAUUAUUCAAAUUGUUAGAAGUACCGAAAAUUCAAUCGAUACUGCCGCAGGUUGUUAUUCUACAGACUGUGAAUUGUCUGGUUAUACCACAGGAACCAUCGGUAAAUAUAUUUUCAAGUAUUCCACAAAUGGAUCCUCUCUAAGUGGUGCGAGUCUUCACUAUGCCUUACCUCAUCAUGUUCAAACCUUCGCACCAACAAUGGGGCCAUUUAGAAUCAAUUCAAAAUUGGAUUCCACAACCAAAGGUGUCAUGACUGGAUAUAUAAUAAAUAAAUUUGAAAUGACAGUGACAAUCCCUACAGCCUUAGGUUUUGCUCCAUUUACUACUAUUCCGGGUAAAGCAUUCCCUAACUAUACUACUGCUGAACUAGCUGCUAUUCGUACAGCCGCCCAAGCAGAUGUUCUUGGAGACGUUGUAACAGAAUCAAAUGUUAAUUCAAUGUAUUUUGCUGGUAAGAUUUUGGCUAAAUAUGCAUGGGUUCUAUAUGUUUGUCAAUACAUUUUGAAAGAUAGUACACUGGUUGCCACAUUGAUGCCAAAAUUGAAAGCAGCAUUUAAUACAUUUACCUCUAAUACCCAAAUUUUACCUUUGACUUAUGAUACUACUUGGAAAGGUAUUGUUUCUUCUGGUGACUCAUCGCAAGACUUCGGUAAUUCAUACUACAACGACCAUCAUUUCCACUAUGGUUACCAUGUUCUAGCAGCCGCUAUUUUAGGUAAAGUUGACAAUGAUGCUGGUUCAAAGAAUUGGAUACCACAGAAUAGAGCUUGGGUUGAAAGUUUAAUUAGAGAUUAUGCUAAUCCAAAUGACAAUGAUCAAUAUUUCCCAGUCUUCAGAUCAUUUGAUUGGUAUCACGGUCAUUCUUGGGCAAAAGGUUUAUUCGUUAGCGGUGACGGUAAAGAUGAAGAGUCUAGUUCUGAAGAUGUUAAUUCCGUAUACGCUUUGAAAUUGUGGGGUUUGGUUACUGGCGAUGAAUACAUGGUUUCUAGAGCCAAUCUGCAAUUGGGUAUAAUGAGAGUUAGUUUGAACAAUUAUUUCCUAUAUGCUGAUAGUAAUCAAACUGUUCCACCAAUUUUCAAACCAAACAGAGUAAGUGGUAUUUUGUUUGAAAACAAAGUUGAUCAUACAACUUACUUUGGUACCCUAAUUCAAUAUAUACAAAUGAUCCAUGCAAUUCCUAUUACACCAUCCUCAUCUUUCAUAAGAACUCCAGAUUUUGUAAGAGAAGAAUACAAUCAAUUGUUAGCACCUAUUGUUAAUACUGUAGUUGAUGGAUGGAGAGGUGUUAUUAUGUUGAACGUAGCAUUGUAUGAUCCAGCAUCUUCUUAUGCGUUCUUUACCUCUCCUGGUUUCCUACCCGCUUACUUGGAUCCAGGUCAAAGUUUGACCUGGUCUCUGGCAUACUCUGCAGCUUUUAAUUGA